GAGGGCAUGGCGAUGGCUUCGUUUGGUUUGUGCUCGUAUCCGCGCUCUCUACCUUUGGGUUGAUUGUUCACGCAAGGUGUCUGUUUACAUUAAAACCUCAGGUCAUUUUAAGGCGAUUGUUGUAGUGGAGCCAGAGUCCGCUUUUCCCAGUUUUGAUUGUAGGACAGUGUCCAGUUUAAUCUUCCCUCACCUUGUAGUUUAUUUCACUGACAUGGAUGCCUCUAGAAUGGGCGGCUCACAAAUGGCCCAUUAGACCUAACUGGUAUAAAUAUAAACUACUAAAAACAGAAAAAGCUGGAAUUAUUCAGCAAGGCUGGCCGCUUUUUUAGCAAAUGAAGUGGAGUUGACAGUGUUUCCGAUCUAUGAUUAUUCAGAACUGAGUCGUUGACGUGAAAUAUUAAUUCCGUUUCACUCUCCAGUGCCACACAGUUGAGUAUUUCAAGCUGUUUUUGUUUUCAUUUCAGAUUUUCAGUGUGUGCAUUACUUUUAUUCAUAAUAUUUUAUGAAUGAAUGCAAGUUGUUAUAACGAAAAGGAGAAACCAGACUUAAACACAUCUGUUCCAAAAAACCAUUAUUUUGAUAUUCAGCACAAUACACAUGAACAAUUAAUCAUAAUUACUUUAAAAAAUGUUGAUAAGUCAUACUUCUGAAGAUGGGAUGAAAUAUCAAGUUGUAUUUGUUGAAUUGCUUUGUAUGGGAGCAUCUUGGAGAAUAUAAGUAUCUUUUGGUAGUGUUAAGAUAGUGAGGAACUACUUGCCAAUUGUAGCAAAUUUAAAACUUUUGGCAAUGUUCUUCAGAAGGUAUUUUGCAUAAUAUACAAGAGCAUGAAGAUUUGUAUUUUGUUUUUUUUCCCUCCCAUCAGAGAAUUUAUCAUAUAAUUGGAAAAUGGAAAGUGAGUGUGUGGAGUUGUUGCCCCGUGUUUUCUCAGUUUUAGGAGAUGCCGGGCAAACGGUUGUUGAUGAUACCUGUUUGGAGAAGCUGCUUGAUUGCUUCCGAGGAACAACAGAAAAUGAAACAGAACUCCAUAUUCUACAGAGAAUCCCGUGUCUGACAAACAUAAUUGUAAAUGUAUCCAAACAGAAGGAUAUUCACCCUAACAUCCUCUCCUUCAUUAUGAAGCUGACUGGACUAUUUGCUGCAUCAGAAAACUAUUUUAUUCAGUUAGAGGAUAAUGGAAUUAUGCGCCAUCUAUUUGGGAAUCCAAAAAAGCUUGGAACAGGAGCAUGGGAGGAAGCAACUGUACGAUGUGGAUGGCUGUUAGGGAUCCAAAAUAUGCUGCAGCAUGAAGCUGUAAUUGAAUUUCUCUAUAAAUAUGAUUGUAUUGAUGAAAUUAUACGGCUUCAGGAGGACCCGAGUAUAUUUGUGGCCUCAACUGCUAGUCAACUUUUAGCAGACAUUUUGUCUUUCUCCUUACAACAUUCCAAGCAUGCUGCUCUGGGAAGUAGCAGCACAAUCCAGUUAUCUAACAAAGUUACAGUUUUGCAUUCUACUAAUUGGCCAGAUUAUAUCUCUCCAAUUACUGGUCACAUUGAAGAUUUCCUGAAGUCUGAUAUCACUUCCAAUGUCCAACAGGCUCUGAAACUACUAUCCAAGGUCUCUGGAACCAGGCAUCCUGUUGCCGUAAUAUUGCUAUGGCCUAAGAUAGAAGAAAGUGUAGAGUUACUUUUAAAGGGUGAUCUGACUGGAAUUGGUCAACCCUUAGCAGAGCUUUUCUUGAAUGUAUCCAGAUCAGUUCCUAGUGAAGUACUGGAGCUGAAGUUCUGGCCAUUGCUAGGUCUCUUAUUGAGAUCUAUGAAUCAAAUUGAAGCAUUGACAUUGGCUUCUGGGAUUCUAAAGCUAAAAAAUUGCCCACAGUCACUGAGAAUGCAGGCUGUGACAACACUAUUCCAACCAUUGAAUUUCAUCAUUGCUGUGACUUCAAUCCAAACCCCAGAAGAUACAGUCUUGCUGGAUGUAUCUUCAGACUAUAGAGUCGAUAUUGAAAACUGCCUAUCCAGAAAAUCAACAUGUAUCAACUUGCUCUGUCAAAUACUUUCAUAUCUCUGGGAACUGUUACAAAUGUCCCUGCAGACCACAGAAUUGCCAUUCAAAGCUUUAAUGAAGUCAGUGGUUACAGUACUGCGGCUGUGCAUUGGUGCUGCUAUUCCCAUCACUUCAACUGUUGUCAAUAUUAGUAGACACCUGAUCGGAUGCAUCAAAGUUCAGAGAGGAGGAAUAGAUGUAUUAGGUGCAUUACCUCAGUGGGCAGCAGGGAUUGAGGAAGUAGACUGUGCAUUGACCCUUCUCCAUGAUUAUGUCAGCAACCCAGAUACUGACUGUACUGUUUUGAAGAAGUCCCUCCAGGCUUUAUUUCGCUGGAUGUCACAUUGCAUUGAACCUGUAAACUCUCAUGUGCUUGAGCCCAAGUUGAAAGAGUUUUUACAUGGAGACUUUAUGUCAGUAAUGAAGAAGCGGCUGUUUGAUGUUCAUUGGGAAAUUCGAGACUCCACACUUGAGUUCCUUGGCCAAGUGUGCUUCCAGUUUAAAGGAGUUGAGAGUUUCUGUCAGCUACUUGGUUCCUGUGGAAUUCCUCACCUUGUUUUGGAGCUGCUUUCAGAUCCUGAAAGUUAUGUUCGAGCAAGUGCCAUUACUGCUCUGGGGAAGAUGAACUAUCUCUCUCCUAAAUGGCAAAUGUUACCAAAUGAGAACAGUGUCACAGCGGUGAAGGUCAAUAUUCUCUCCUAUUUAUUGCAUAUUUUGAACCAGGAUACUGAAGGCUUUCCCAGGAGGGCUGCAAUUAAAGUGCUUGCUGAUUGGCUGAAAAACAGCCACAUCCUGAGUUCCGGUGAAUUGGAGAAUUUUAUUCCUAUUAUUUUGAAAAUAGGAAGCAAUGAUUUGGAUUGGGAAGUCAAAGUCCAUACCCUGGAAUUGGCAGAAGCUUUCAUUGACCGUUCAGUUUCCAACUUAUCCAUUAGCCCAUGUGCAGUUUUGAUGUCAAAUAGCACCGGUUCUACACAAGUGAAUGUCUUUCUGCAGACCCUCUGUGAGGGACAUCAGCGAUCUCUGGUUCAUGCUCAGUUACAUUGGCAAGGAGCAAGAAACUUGUCAGCCCAGGUGUUCGGAAACAAAAGGAUACAGUCCUUGCCAGCAAAGGCAACAAAAGGAAAGGUCACAAGUGAUUGCAGCUGUGACGUACUCCCUGAUUAGUAAUACAACUCCUCCACCUCUUGUACCUUCCUCUCUAUCACAUCUAAAACAACAAAACCCUGGAACAAUGAGCAGCCAGUCUUGUCCCUGUCUCAACCAAAUCUCUGUAACGGCUGCAAUGUCGUAGUCCCAAUUACUGAUCCAGGCUCUAAGCUCAUCUGCCUUACCUCUAAUAGCUGUGCAUUCAUCUGUCCUAUCUUUCUGUUUCUUGCCUUACUAGCAUGUGGCACUGUUAGUAAUCUUUUCAGCCUCUUUCCUAAUUCCCUGUACUCAUUCUGCAGGACCUCACCCCUCUUUCUACUUAUGUUGUACACAAUGUGCACAAUGACCCCUGGCUGCUCACCCUACCCCUUAAGCAUUUCAAGCAGCUGCUCAGAGGCAUCCUUGACCCUGGCACCAGGGAGACAACACAGCAUCCUGGGGUUCUGAACACAGCCACAGAAAUGCAUACCUGUGUUUCUUACUGACGAGUCUCCUACCAUUAUGCACGCUUAAACUUUGCCGGUCCUUGUUCUACAAUAGAGCCAGUUGUGAUGUUGUAAGCCUGGCUGCUGCUGUUAAUCUCCUCUGAGAGGCUAUGCUCCUAACAGUCCAAAAUGUAUACCUGUUGGAGAGGGAAAUAGCCACAAUAAACUCCUGCAUUAUCUGCCUGCCUUUUCUGGCAGUCACCCAUCUACCUGGCUUUAUGGUGUGACCAUCUCCCUGUAACUAGUGUCUAUCACUCUCAUCUGCCCCCAUGUGCUCCUCUGUAUCCAACUGCACAAUGUGAUAUGUGAGGAGCUAGAGCUGAUCGCACUUCCUGUAGGGACAGCAGAAUGCUUCCUAAUCUUCGCAAGAUCAGCACACCACUACCCUAGCUUCCGUCUCUGCUCCUUUACACUAAGAAAGAUAAAAUAUAUCCUACCUUGCCAUUACCUUGUUCGCCUUCCUGAAGCCCAGUAUUCACCUAAGCCUGAACUUUUACAAACCUGCAGCACUUCCACCACACAGCAGCCCCUCUCCAACUAUUUUGUUGGUAAUUUUCAAUUAACUAGUUACUUAAAUUACAAUGCAAUCUUUACAACAAACCAGGUACCUUCUGGGCUACAACAAACAUCCUAAUAGCCUCUCUCUCCCCUUCUCCCUCUUUCCCCUUGCCCUUUUUUUUGUUAGCGGAGGAGGAAAGAAUGGAAACACUACUGUAAUGUAAUGUUUGGGGAUUACCGUUCCUUGACUCAGGUUUCCUCCUCAAACUGCUACCCAGUCAUGGUAACUAAGCGAACCUCAUCCAGAAUGUUCCUCAACAAAGUCUCUCUGCCACCCAUCUCUGGAUACUGUUCUGCUUAUCACCGAGAGGGAUUUUUCUUCACUUGCUGUCCACUCGUGAUGACUAAGCUGCCUUUGCCCAGAAUGCUCCUCAGUAAAGUCUCUCUGCUGAACUCUUUGUAACUAAGAUGGCAAUGUAAGUGGUGACGAAUAAACUUUUCAUAGUAUUCGUUUCAGUACAUAUUAUGUACUGAAUGAUAGAGCUAAACAAUCCCACAACCAACAGUUCAGAUGUAAACUCUGCAAUCCUACCACAUCUAGCUAUGAAUGGUGGUGAACAAUUAAACAGCUCACUGGAGGAGGAGGCUUCAUAAAUAUCUCCAUCCUCAAUAAUGGAAGAGCCACGCAGUGCAAAAGAUAAAGCUGAAGCAUUUGUAGUAAUCCUCAGCCAGAAGUGCUAAUUGGAUGAUCCAUCUCAGCGUCUUCCAGUGAUUCCCAGCAUUACAGAUACCAAUCUUCAGCCAAAUCAAUUCAUUCCAUGUUAUAUCAAAAAAUGGUUGAAGGCACUGGAUACUGCAAAGGCUAUGGGGCCUGAUUACAUUCUAGCAAUAGUACUACAAAUUGCAAACAUCCUGCACCUCUAGUCAAGCUCUUCCAGUACAGUUGCAACACUGGCACCUACCCGACCAUGUGGAAAAUUGUCCAGGUAUGUCUUUUAUGUAAAAAGUAAACCAAAUCCAACCCGACUAAUUACCAUCCUAUAAUCUACUCACAAUCAUCAUUGAAGUGAUGGAAGGUAUCAUUAACAGUGCUAUCAAGCAGCAUUUGCAGAGCAAGAGCUUGCUCAGUGACUCCUGGUUUGGGUUCUGCCAGGGCCACUCAGCUCCUGACAUCAUUACAGACUUAGUUUAAACAUAGAUGAAAGAGCUGAAUUCUAGAGGUUAGGUGAGAGUGACAACCCUUGACAUCAAAGCUACAUUUGACUGAGUCUGGCAUCAAGAAGCCCUAGCUGAAUUCAAUGGGAAUCAGGGCAAACUGCUGUUUGCAAUCAUAACUGACACGUAGGAAGGUGUUCAUGGCUGUUAGAGGUCAGUCAUCUCAGCUCCAGGACAUCUCUGCAGGAGUUCCUGUGGGUAGUGUCCUCAGCCCAACCAUCUUCAGCUGCUUCAUCAAUGACCCUGCUUUUAUCGUAAGAUCAGAAGUCGGGAUGUUCAUUGAAGAUUUUAUACAAUGUUCAGCAGUAUUGAUGACUCCUUAGAUACUGAAACAGCUUAUGUACAAAUGCACCUAGAUCUGGGCAAUAUCCAAGCUUAAGCUGACAAAUAGCAAGUAAUGUUUGUGCCACACAAAUGCCCGGCAAUGACCAUCUCCAAUAAGAGAUAAUCUAACCACUGUCACUUAACAUUCAGUGGUGUUACCAUCACUGAAUCCCCCACUAUCAACAUCCUUAGGGUUACCAUUGACCAGAAAAUCAGCUGGACUCACCACAUAAACACAGUGGCCACAAAAGCAGCUGAGAGGCUAGGAAUAAUGUGGGAAGUAACUCACCUCCUGACUCCCCAUAACUGUCCACCCUCAACAAGACACAAGACAGGAGUGUGAUGGAAUACUCCCCAUUUAUGUGGAUGAGUGCAGCCCCAACAACAUUCAAGAAGCUUGCACCAUCCAGGACAAAGCAGUCUGUUUGAUUGGUACCACAUCCACAAGCAUUGACUCCCCUCACCAUCAAUGCUCAGUAGCAGUAGUGUGUACUAUCUACAAGAUGCAGUGCAGAAAUUCACCAAAAAUCCUUAGACAGCACCUUCCAAACCCACAGCCACUUUUGUCUUGAAGGACAAAGGUACAUGGGAAACAUGGGCAAAUACAUGGGAGCGCCACCACCUACAAGUUACCCUCCAAGCCACUUGCCACCUAACUUGGAAAUACAUUGCUGUUCCUUCAGUAUUGCUGGGUCAAAAUCCUGGAAUUCCUGCCCUAAGGACAUUGUGGGUCAACAAACAGCAGUUCAGGAAGGCAACUCCCACCACCUUCUCAAGAGCAACUGGGUUCAUCCAAUAAAUCCUGGCCAGUCAGUGAUGUUCACAUCUCGUGAAUGAAUAAAAAAAACUUAUCACUCACUGACAUGUUCCAUAUUUCUCACUGCAUCACUUAUUUUCUACAGAAUUUUUACUUUAAUAGUCUAAUAUACUGCCUACUGAGCUGGACACUGAUAUAUCCAAAGUCACACAACAGCAGGGUAUAUAGUCUAACAGGCUUAUUUGAAAGGACAAGCUUUCUCAGAGCUGCUCCUUGAGUGGUUCACCUGAUGAAGGAGCAGUGCACCAAAAGCUUUUGAUUUCAAACAAACCUGUUAGACUAUAACCUAGUGUCAUGUGACUUCUGACCGCCCAGCCCAGUCCAACAUCAGCACCUCCAGAUCAUUGAUAUGUCCCACAUCCCCCACAGUAUCGUUUCUAUCAAAGCCUCUGACAUACCUCAUACUCCAGGACACAUGGUCUCCAUUCUGAAAAGUGUUCCGUACAGAAAGCAAAUUAUGAAAAAUGUGAUGUAACAAUUCACAAUUGAUAAUGACCUCAACUCAUGUCAAUGUGGUAACCUUUUAAAUUGUGAUAGGUUCCGGAAUGCAACCAUCAAGAACUGUGCUUUGUUUAAUGACUUUUGUUUCACUAAUAAUAAAAAGUAACACUCAUA
Molecule: messenger RNA, 7122 nt
Organism: Stegostoma tigrinum
Lineage: Eukaryota; Metazoa; Chordata; Chondrichthyes; Orectolobiformes; Stegostomatidae
Gene: brat1
Product: BRCA1-associated ATM activator 1
Exons: 16
Coding region: 886-3186 (766 amino acids)
Biological process (GO): positive regulation of protein phosphorylation; cell population proliferation; DNA damage response
Cellular component (GO): nucleus
Molecular function (GO): protein binding
Source: RefSeq, a predicted model, not a curated record